This is a messenger RNA of Formica exsecta, 3019 nucleotides long. Its product is annotated as histone lysine demethylase PHF8-like. NCBI's taxonomy places the organism in Eukaryota, Metazoa, Arthropoda, Insecta, Hymenoptera, Formicidae. The coding region runs from base 316 to 2976 and encodes 886 amino acids. Gene Ontology annotation, biological process: protein demethylation; regulation of transcription by RNA polymerase II. Gene Ontology annotation, molecular function: transcription coregulator activity; histone demethylase activity. The transcript is spliced from 14 exons. The record is from RefSeq and is a predicted model, not a curated record.
GCGUGUAAAGCUCGGCGUCUACGACGCGACGACGUUCGACGAUCGCGGCACUAUUUUUCUUUCACAAUCCCGACGCUUUUCCGCGCCGAAUUACGCCUGCGAGAACGCUCGCACGCACGUGCUCAAUCGUGAACACGAAGCACGGCGCGAAUUCGCUGGCAUACGUGUUACAAACAAUGUUUUGUUGAUAGUAACAUAACCUGCACUAAGCGUCAUUGGCCUUCCAUGUCCAGCGCCUUUUUCACGUUAUUAGCAGAUACAUGAUACAAUGGGAAUAAUAGGAGUAGCUAUGAAUGCGUGGCUUUGAAGGAAUACAUGACUACAGAUCUUGAUAAGUACCACUGUCCACGAUGCGAAGCUAUGUGCGGCCCUUCUCUCAUGAAGACUAGGAUGAACUGGCAUAGACACGAUUAUACUGAACGCGAUGCAGAUACAAAACCUGUUCAAACUGGAACUCCUGUAUUUAUACGAGAACUGAAAUCUAGACACUUUCCCAAAGCUGAUGAAAUUGUGAAGCAUGUGAAAGGACAACACUUAACUCUUCAGUAUUUACAGACAAAUGGAUUUGAAACUCCUAUUAUCAUUGAUGGGAAAGAUGGACUUGAUAUAACCAUACCUCCUUUGAGUUUUAGCGUUUAUGAUGUUGAGACUUAUAUAGGUGGUGAUCGGGACAUGGAUGUAAUCGAUGUUACUAGACAAAGCAACAUACGUAUGAAAUUAAGAGACUUUGUAGAAUAUUACAACUCCCCCUCUCGUACAAGAGUAUUAAAUGUCAUAAGUCUUGAAUUUACUAAUACUGGUCUUUCACCAAUGGUUGAAGCACCGUACAUCGCGCGCAAACUCGACUGGGUUAAUUCGGUAUGGCCGCGCGAUUGGCCCGAGGACAGUGAUAUAAAGCGACCCGAAGUACAAAAGUAUUGUUUAAUGGGGGUCAAAGACAGUUUUACAGACUUUCACAUUGACUUUGGCGGCACAUCUGUGUGGUAUCACGUGUUGCGCGGUGAAAAAGUUUUCUAUCUCAUCAAACCGACACCGGCGAAUUUGCAAUUAUAUCAGCAUUGGAUGUGCAGCUCAACACAGAGCGAAACUUUUUUCGGGGAUCAGGCUGAUGCGUGUUACAAGUGCGUGAUUAAACAGGGUCAAACAAUGAUGAUUCCCACAGGUUGGAUACACGCAGUACUUACACCGGUGGAUUCUUUGGUUUUCGGUGGAAAUUUUGUGCACAGUCUUAAUAUUCCGAUGCAAAUACAAAUAUAUGAAUUAGAAAGGAAGAUGAAGACUCCAACAAAGUUUCAGUAUCCUGGCUUUGAAACAAUUAAUUGGUUUGCGGCUAAGAAAUUGCUCAAAGAAUUGAAAGAAUUGAAUAACGAGGGGAAGAAAUGUCCAUCAUAUUUUUUACAAGGUGUGAAGGCGUUGCUUGGGAUUCUCAAGCAGUGGAACACAGAUAAGGAUUAUAGUAUGAUUAGUCGCGGUCAAAUACCAGAAACGAUAAAUAGCCAGAAAUUAUUGAAGGAUCUUAGCAAAGAGAUACGACACGCGGAAAGGUACUUAAUAUCCCUAAAUCCGCCAAAACCGGAACGUGAAAGUAAACGAAAGAAGAAAAAGCCAUUGAACAAAGAUUUCGUAGACUUCGAUUACGCCGAUAAGAUUGCUGAUAAUGCUUUUAAAGCGACAUUGAAGGAAACGAAUAAAGUGGAACAUACUUUGAUGGAACAGCCGUUAUCAAGGCCUCCGUUAAAACUUACAUUACCGAAACCCAUCAUGUUUCCCGAUGUUAAAGCGACCGCGACGAACAAACCCGUCAAUAGCAAUAAACGACAAUUAUCCAAGCCAGGAAAACAGAGCCCUACCGUAAUUAGAUUUAAACUUGGCAACAACGAGGUUGUCAGAAGUACGAACGAUAGUAUAAACGUUCAUGGUGGUAAUAUUACGACCGAUCACACAGCUCUCCGAACAGCGAAGGAACCGCUUUCGUGGAAUCAGACAUCGUCCGUGUACGAUUUUCACGACGGCAGCAAUGAGAGCGAAUAUGGUCUCGUUAUAGACGAGUCGCAAAAACGGAAACGGGCGCCGAAGUCGAACGCGCAGAAACGAUUUAAACGCGAUUACGACGGCGACGUCGAUGUGCUAAACGACGCGCCGAAGAAUGGUAUAGAGGAAUUGUUGAAAGCGUCGGCGUAUACUCUUGGAAACGGCGCUCAAAGGAUAGACGUUACGCCAUCGUCUAUAAUACAGCAGUACAGUCAAUCCAUGCCACCUCCCACUGGUUCCGACAGGGCGUCACCGUCCACGCGGGAGGCUAUCGCCGGGAUGUUAUCGUUUAGCCAGCAAAGUUACUCGACAACGAGUAAUCUUGCAAAAUCUUCAAGAUCUACCAAGAGCCAACAAAACGAUGACGAUGACGAUGAUGAUCAAUCGAUAGAAAAUAUCGACAAGGUUCACCAAGAUGAUGAUUUUAUUUAUCCAGCUUUAGACGCUUCUGACGACGAAGAUUAUAUCUUUAAACCUAAGGCAAAGAGUCAAAUCGAUGAAGCGUGGAAUCCGAAAGCCAGAGUGGGCCCUCUUUUACCAAAAACGAAUCGACCGGCACGGGAAGGGGUGAAGAAAACGUCAGUGGAAAAGGGUCUGGAAGCGGCCGCGGCGAAACGAGCAAAACAAUCGGAUGAAUACCUGGAUAACGACAUGGACAAGAUUACCAAGAAGAAAUUGGGUACCAACAAACGGACAUAUAACAAAAAGAAACAAAAGGAUCCUGUGGUCGCUGCAGUGGGGACUACAUCGUCCACUACAGCUUCUGAAAAUGUUAUAAAAUCAUCCAUCGGAUUUGGAUCAAUAUUGACUAGCCCCAAUAGACUUAGAGAUGUUAAAGCCAAACUUGCAGCACCGGUUCCCAUUGAACGAAAGCCGAAGAAGGGAAUGAAAACGGCGAAGCAGCGUCUGGGAAAGAUUCUGAAACUUCAUAAAAUGAUGCACUAAAUAAUAAUAAUAUAGAUAAUAUGAAAAAGAAGAAAAAAAAAAC